AUGAACAGUGUCAUCCUGUGUAUGGAGUCUGUACAUCUGGCUGUGAUGAAGGCUGGCACGGGAAAAAUGGGACAUGUCAAUUGGCAAAAAUGGUCAUCCAUGCCCGGCUCUGGGGUUGUUCACAGCUACGUCGUUAGAGUUUGGCGGUGGAUAUACCUACACGGCAGUGUAACAGUACCACCGGAAGACCAGACAGCCACAGUGGAUAAUCUUUCAAUGUACACAGAGUAUAAUAUCACCGUAACCAUUGCUAAUGAUGCAGGGUAUUAUGGUCUUUCUAGUCCAGCAACCACCGCAAGAACAUGUGGAGAACCUACGGCACCACCCAAACCAAACGUCCAUUCUGUUCUUGCCUCAUCAAAGAGAUCUGCUUACAUAGAGCUAAAUACAGCGGGAAUGAACCGAGAUGUCCAUAGAUGCGACGGGUUUGCAAAGUUAACCGUGCAAUAUGUGGGAAAAUACCAUCACAUUGGCACAGUAGACGUGCUGCAUGUCAAAGAAACACAGCUGAUUACCAUUACCAACCUCACAACAUAUAGUAAAUACACCAUCUACCUGACAGCAGUUAACAACUUACAUCUGCAAGGGCCACCAGUGACAGUGACUCAUACUACAGCUGAAGGGGUUCCACCAAAGAUGGCGGCACCAGAUGUGACAUCUAUUGGAGACACCUUCAUAGAGAUAACAUGGCGUGCGCCGUCCCCUUCAGGUGGCGUUAUCGUCAGUUAUGAGAUAUCGUACACUCAACAAUCCAGUCAGAGGAAUGAAAUUGUGACUGAGACAGACAUUACUAAUACACUUAUAGGUAUAAAUGGUGGCGCUGUAGCAGGAGGUGUGUUGGGGGUUCUGGUCCUGGUGGCGGUAGUUGUGGUUGUAGUUGUCAUAUACAACAGAAGGCGACGCCCUCAAGAGCCUGAUCAAUUUGAGACCUUUUCUGAAUUGCAAAGAAAAGAAGAUCUAGAUGACCAUGUAUAUGAAUCUCCGGUUCAAGUUCCGUAUGAAAACACGGAAGACGAACAUCUCUAUAGCAGCAUCAAGCAAAGCACAGAAAUUUCUGUCGAGAACAUUUAUGAGGUCAUGAAAUUGAAAACCAAAGAUAUUCUUCACGAUGAACAUCAGAAAUUCCCUAUCACACUGAAAAACCCUUGUGAAGUCGGCCAAAAACGAGAAAACAAACUUAAGAACAGGUUCAGGAACAUCAUUCCUUACGACCAUAGCCGAGUUGUACUGGACCUUUUGCCAGAUGAUCCCAACUCUGACUACAUCAACGCAAACUUUAUUGAUGGAUAUAAUAGGCCACGAGCAUUCAUUGCUGCACAGGGUCCAAAAUCGAACACCGUAAACGACUUCUGGCGGAUGAUAUGGCAAGUCAAGUCUCCACAAAUUAUAAUGUUGACGAAAACUGUAGAAAUGGGCAAGCAAAAAUGUGAGCAGUACUGGGCAGACGAGGGAAUGAAGCAGUUUGGCGAAAUACAAGUGACAACGCUAGAUGAAGUCCAAAGAAAGGACUCUUUUGUGAGAAAUCUGCAGUAUUGUAAAGUAGGCCAUCCGACAGUCCAUAGUGUAAAACAGUUCCACUUUACUGGUUGGCCAAAUAACGGCGUACCUAUUGACCCGACAGCUUUGGUUAAAUUCCGAGAGGAAGUUGAGAAGCAUGAAAUCCUAGUUGAGGACCAAGGACCAGUUGUUGUUCAUUGCAGCGACGGGGUUGGAAACACUGGAACUUUCAUCGCACUGGACUAUCUGUUUGAAGAAGCGCUGGCGGAGGGAAAGGUCGAUGUUUUCGGUCUCGUUCAGUCAUUGCGAGCAUCUCGACCGAAAAUGGUACAGACAAAGGAGCAAUAUUACUUCAUACAUGACACAUUGUUGGAAGAGCUGCAUUGUGGCAUUACCUUCAUAAGACUACAGGAUCUUGAGGCUCGUUUGCGAAAACUGAGGCAAAGGAACAAGACUGGGCUGACCAAAAUGGAAGAAGAGUUUGCUGUACUGGGCCUCAUGCUGCCUGAAAUAGAAGAAAGUUCCACAAAGACUGCCCUGGAGCCCAUCAACAUUGGCAAAAAUAGAGUGACUAAUAUUGUAGCAGGUAACCACUGCAGACCACACCUUACAUCAUACGCGGAGGACAGCACUGAUUACAUUAAUGCGGUGUUCAUAGACGGAAACCAGUGCCAAAAUGCCUACAUCGUGACUCAGAUGCCUCUGCCUCAUACAGUCGUUGACUUCUGGAGUAUGUUGUAUGACCAGCAAUGUGCGACUAUAGUUAUGCUGAAUGAAUGUAGCAACGAUACCAAGACAAGUGGUGUGUACUGGCCAACGGAGAAAGUGACCUCUUAUGGUCCUUUUAAUGUAGAAAUGAUCUCUACGUGCCAGAGCGGGAAAUGUAUCACCGUUAAUGAGUUGAGGGUUACCAAUUCUAAGGAUCACUCGGGCUCCGCAAGAAAAGUAUGCCAAUUCCAGUUUCACGACUGGAUGACUUCAAAACCAGUGCCGCCAUCACCGCGUGCGUUUCUUGAGCUGUUUGAUGCUGUUCAGCAAUGGCAAAGGAAAAGUGGAGACACUCCCAUAACUGUUCACUGCAUGAACGGUGCCCACCAGAGCGGGUUGUUCUGUGCCGUGGCUCGCAUACUGGACAAGCUGAAGGUGGAGCAAGAAGUGGAUGUCUUCCACACGGUGAAGGCUGUCAGACAAAACAGACCACAGCUGAUCGAUAGCAAGGAACAGUAUGUAUUUUGCUACGAUGUGGUUGAAGAAUACGUCCGUAAAUUUGACACGCACGUUAACCUCCAGAUGUAG
This is a messenger RNA of Lingula anatina, 2793 nucleotides long. Its product is annotated as receptor-type tyrosine-protein phosphatase mu-like. Lineage: Eukaryota; Metazoa; Brachiopoda; Lingulata; Lingulida; Lingulidae. The record is from RefSeq and is a predicted model, not a curated record.